Perca fluviatilis (European perch) is the source of this 2600-nucleotide messenger RNA. RefSeq names its product catenin, beta like 1 (gene ctnnbl1). The coding region runs from base 147 to 1886 and encodes 579 amino acids. The record is from RefSeq and is a predicted model, not a curated record. Gene Ontology annotation, cellular component: spliceosomal complex. The transcript has 16 exons. Lineage: Eukaryota; Metazoa; Chordata; Actinopteri; Perciformes; Percidae.
GGAACCUAACUGGUUUACGGCAAGCAUGUGCAUGGUGGAAAUCUUGUUGUUUUCUGUAUCGCAAGCUGCUCUAGUGUAGCUAAUCUCUGAUUUACUUCCUAAGCUUGAGCAAAACCUUCUCACGUUUAGGUUUUUAACCCGGAGACAUGGAUGUUGGAGAGCUCCUAAACUAUCAGCCUGAUAGAGGAGCAAAGCGUCCCAGGGAGGAGGAUGGAGGGGCAGCGGGCAGAGAUGAGGACUCCAGAGGUGGAGGGAAGCAGCAGAAAGGGCUAAGUGCCAGGGAGUUGGCCAGAUACCGGGAAGCAGGAGUAGGACUGGAAGGAGGGGGUGACCUGAGGGAGACUGAGGAGCUGGCAUUGGACAAGAAGAAGAUCCUGGAGAAACUGAUGGACCAGGAUGAAGAAGAACCUGAGGCAGAGCCAGUGGAUGAGAGUUCAGUGAAGAAAAUGAUCCUAACCUUUGAGAAAAGGUCGUACAAAAAUCAGGAACUAAGGAUUAAGUUUCCGGACAACCCAGAGAAGUUCAUGGAGUCGGAGCUGGAUCUGAAUGACAUCAUCCAGGAAAUGCACGUGAUCGCCACAAUGCCAGACCUCUACCACCUGCUGGUGGAGCUUAAUUCCGUCCACUCACUGCUGGGCCUCCUCAGUCAUGAAAACACAGAUGUUGCCAUAGCAGUGGUGGACCUGCUGCAGGAGCUGACAGAUAUCGACACACUCCAAGAGAGCGAGGAGGGGGCUGAGGUACUCAUAGAUGCUCUGUUGGAGGGUCAAGUUGUGGCCUUGCUGGUGCAGAAUAUGGAGCGGCUGGAUGAGCAGGUGAAGGAGGAGGCUGAUGGCAUCUAUAACACACUGGCUAUCGUAGAAAAUAUGGCAGAGUUCAGACCAGGCCUGUGCACCGAGGCAGCUCAGCAGGGACUCAUGCAGUGGCUGCUCAAGAGAAUCAAGACAAAGAUGCCGUUUGAUGCUAACAAGCUGUACUGCAGUGAAAUCCUGGCUAUCCUGCUACAAAACAAUGACAAUACCAGAGAGUUAUUGGGAGAGAUGGAUGGCAUUGAUGUGUUACUGCAGCAACUAUCUGUGUUCAAACGUCACAACCCAUCCACAGCUGAGGAGCAGGAGAUGAUGGAGAACCUCUUUGAUGCUCUGUGUUCCUGCCUCAUGCUGGCAGCCAAUCGGGACCGUUUCCUCAGAGGGGAAGGGCUUCAGCUAAUGAAUCUCAUGCUUAGAGAAAAGAAAAUGUCUCGAACCAGCGCUAUGAAGGUCCUGGACCACGCCAUGAUUGGACCAGAGGGAGCAGAUAACUGUCACAAGUUUGUAGACAUCUUGGGCUUGCGGACCAUCUUUCCACUUUUCAUGAAAACCCCAAAGAAGAUGAAGAAAACUGGUGCUUCAGAGAAGGAGCAUGAAGAACACGUCUGCUCCAUCAUCGCCUCCAUGCUGAGAAAUCUCAAGUCCCAACAGAGGAGCAGACUCCUCAACAAGUUCACAGAGAAUGACUGUGAGAAGGUUGAUCGACUGAUGGAGAUGCAUUUUAAGUACCUGGAGGCUGUUCAACAGGCGGACAAGAGGAUUGAAGGAGAGAAGCACGAGAUGGUUCGUCGGGGAGAGAUCCUAGAUGACGGCAUUGAGGAUGACUUCUACCUUCGCCGCCUGGACGCCGGGCUAUUCGUCCUUCAGUUGAUCUGCUAUAUUAUGGUGGAGAUCAGCAACUCAGGGAUAUCACAGCUGCAGCAGAGGGUCCAUCAAAUUCUCAACCUGAGAGGAGGCUCUGUCAAAGUAGUGCGACACACCAUGAGAGAGUACGCUGAGAGCAUCGGAGAUGGGAAGAGCGAGGAGUUCAAAGAGGCUGAACGGAAGAGGAUCAUGGACCUUGUAGACAACUUCUAAUUUCUUAUUUUUGUCAUGCUCUCUCUCACACACACACACACACACACACUGACACUCAAACACACUCACACUCAAACACAAACGGUAUAUUCACACACUUAUGAACAUUUACACCCCGCUGGUCUGAUCUGGGACUGAUGGUGACCUUGAGCCAGUCUGUGUAACAUAAUAAAGUCACUGGGUAUGUUUACAUGCACACAAUUACUACACUGCUUAAAGUAAGGUUUAUUUUCAUGCUUUAAAGAAAAGUAAUUUAUAAAAAAAAACUGGUUUAUCUUGUCUGCAUCUUUGGCAUCCAAUGUGGGGAAAAAGAAAGAAAACUGCUAUUAUCGGCAAUACAAACUUUAAUAAUUUGUAUUUAUUUUCAAUUAAUUAACUCAGAUUAAUUUUAUAAACACAAUUUUUACAUGCCAGAGAAUUCGGUUAAAAUUAAAGGUUUGCUGUGCAUGUAAAGCUGCUCACUGUAGAACAGGAGUUAAGUUGGGAGAGCAGCAGAUUGCAGCUGGACUGAAACGCACAGCAAACAUGGGAUGUGCUGUUUAUUUUCUGUGCUGUGGUGUUGCAGAGACACAGCAGAAUAAUUAUGGACACACUUUGCACAGAUCUGCAAACUUAAUAUCUAUCCCUCGGCUCGCACACUUUACCUGCUUUGUUUGUUUUGGAUUUAAAUGUGGAAAAUAUUUUCUAAUAAAAUAUUUGGUAAUAAAAUCCUGA